AUGGCAGAAAAUACACGCUCCGUUUUCCAGUCUGCUCGAUCAAUUCAGAAUACAAGAGUACCCUUCAUCCAAAAGCGUAUCCGAAGAGCUGCAGCCGCAUGCUACUAUUGCCACGCGCGGAAAGUCCGUUGCGACGCUGCAAUUUCGGGAUACCCGUGCACAAACUGCACUCUUGACAAAAGAACAGACUGCACACUUCGUCCCAACGCGACCUCUCGUUUCAAGAAGCUUCAGAAUAGAUCCAACGAUGAACCCAAAGCAGCGGACAAAACAACCCAACGGGUUUCCCCACCGGAGCUCUCUUCGAGCGCAGAACCAUCCAAUGAUCCCGAGAUACAGCCGUUGACAGAGGCACCUUGGAACUUUGACUGGGAUUCCAUAGCUCAAUCGUCUGGCCUUGGUGAAGAGCCAGUCGUAAGCAAUAGCAGUACAACGCAGGGCUUUCCGAAGAAUUUUCUUGAUUUAGAUCGACUGUCGACUUUGCCGAUGGAUGAAGUGCACAAUAUCUCAAUUCGCUGUUGUCUGGAUAUUCCUCGGAGGCAGAUUGCUGAAGUAUUUUUGAGGAAGUAUUUUCUGCUGAUACACCCUUCACUUCCUAUUUUGGACGAAGCGAUGGUUUGGGGUGCUUUUAUCCAGGAGAAUGACAACACGACAUACUAUCCCAAGCUAUCUUUAUUUGUUUUUCAAGCGAUUCUACUUGCCAGUUGUGCAUUUGUUUCAGUUGAAGUGGUCCAGCAAUGGGGAUUUCCGGACACCCACACUGCCCGCAGGGCACUAUAUGAUCGCGCCAAGACUCUUUAUGACACAGGGUUCGAAGCAGAUGCCAUAUCUAGAGCCCAAGGCUGUUUAUUACUAACCUUCCAUACCACCGCGGAAGACCCAGAGGCACCAAUGACCUGGAACAUCUGUGCAAUCCAGAACUCCAUGGCAGCCGAGCUUGACCUAAAUAUUUCAACCAAUGAUCCAAUAAGAAUCACCAAGAAACGAUUGUACUGGGCGAUCUUUGUUCGAGACAAGAUAUUGUGGCUCGGGCGCCAUAGAAGGCCUCAUUUCAUCUCUGCUGAGUUUGGACUUUCCAUGGAUCAUUUGAACGAGGAUGAUCUUGCAGAUGAAAUUCUUUAUUCUCCGGUCUACACCGCAGAUGCAAAACGUUUGCUUCUCAAGCUUUUCCAGGCACAGUGUCGCCUUGCCAUUAUUCUCACGGAUAUUGUGUCUAUUGUAUUUUCUAUUUUUGAUGGCUAUUCUCCUCGUCUAUCUAGCAAUGGGCUUCAGAGAAGCAUGCUGGAAGUUAAGGAACUCAGGGAUAGACUGACUCGGUGGAAAGACGAUACCCAGUCCCGGAUUUAUCAAAGAGACUCAUUGCAGCAGGGGAGUAUUGAGAUUCUCACAAACCUGGUACUCAUGCAUUAUCAGAGUGCCCGUGUCGCGCUCGCUCACUAUGAGACCUUUCUCGUUGAAAGCCACUUUGAUCUCAUUCAAGAUUCUUCUGCUGCGAUAUUGCUCCCUAUAGCAAAGGAUCUAAAGAGCUCUGUCUAUCAUAUGACACAGAUUAUGAAGUUCUUUUCAUCGAAGAACUUGACAGAGAACAUACCAAUCAGCGUGCUCGCAUAUUGUGGUACUCCGAUGAUACUAGCUGCAAUAGAUGCUAAACUAUCGCCAAGUCACUCUGAAAGUCUCGAGCGGGGAACUGCAUUGAAUUAUUGUGCUGACGUUGUCACAAAAUCCCGUGGAGCCUACGACGUAACUGAAUUCUUUUCUCAGGGCACCAAUCAUCUGCUCCAGCUGGCAUAUACGAUCACAGAGAAUGUUUUUCGUAAGAACCCUGAAUUAUCCAAAAAUCGCAAUUUCAACCCAUCGGAGGCACCACACGGUAUUGAGGACGACCAAUCAGGUCUUCAUGUUACCCCCUUCAAUAACUUGCGUGUGAAAGGAUGGGUAGAGGCGUUUCUCAAAUACCCCCGCGCUUACUUGUCAAUCUCAACCUGUAUCGACUACAGUCUUGCGAUGGGACGUCUUCCGCGUGAUGAACUACUUCCUCCUCUUAUUCGAGAUACUAUGCCCUUAGUCUUGGGGCUUCCUAAGCUUCCAUGGAUGAUUGAGUCUUCUCGUAACACCUGCACAACUCCACAAGCCGAAAGACUCCUAACGGAACAGCCGGAAUCCCAGGAGGAAGAUGUGAUGGGCCCUAGUGAAUUUGAUCUCGAUGACCCAUGGUAUUGGUCAUUUAUGCAAAAUUUCAAUCCAAAUUUGGGUAGUGCUCAGAAUGACCUCGAGAAUAAUCAUGAUCUUGACGGGCUCGGAUUGGUUCAUGGUAUACCUGAGCUUGAUCCCAGUGAGAUGAGCCAUAAAGCUAGCAUUGAUUCUUAUUCCAGCUUUAACCCGCGCCCAAACUUUCCAAGUUUUGGUAUUAUUACUGAUGAUUGA
Penicillium angulare is the source of this 2424-nucleotide messenger RNA. Its product is annotated as fungal specific transcription factor domain-containing protein. The transcript is spliced from 6 exons. Gene Ontology annotation, biological process: regulation of DNA-templated transcription; DNA-templated transcription. The record is from RefSeq and is a predicted model, not a curated record. NCBI's taxonomy places the organism in Eukaryota, Fungi, Ascomycota, Eurotiomycetes, Eurotiales, Aspergillaceae. The coding region runs from base 1 to 2424 and encodes 807 amino acids. Gene Ontology annotation, molecular function: DNA-binding transcription factor activity, RNA polymerase II-specific; DNA binding; zinc ion binding.